Messenger RNA from Volvox carteri f. nagariensis, 1197 nucleotides. RefSeq lists its product as uncharacterized. The transcript is spliced from 6 exons. The annotation marks the transcript as partial. Gene Ontology annotation, molecular function: alpha-1,4-mannosyltransferase activity; GPI mannosyltransferase activity. Gene Ontology annotation, biological process: GPI anchor biosynthetic process. The record is from RefSeq and is a predicted model, not a curated record. Gene Ontology annotation, cellular component: membrane; glycosylphosphatidylinositol-mannosyltransferase I complex. NCBI's taxonomy places the organism in Eukaryota, Viridiplantae, Chlorophyta, Chlorophyceae, Chlamydomonadales, Volvocaceae.
GUUCAGCCGUGGCGGGUCCUGCUGCUUGCGGGCAUUGUGCGCGCUUUGCUCAUCUGCUGGGCCGAGUACCAAGACCGGCAUCUUCCUGUUAAAUAUACGGAUAUAGAUUACGUUGUCUUCACUGAUGCCGCGCGGUUCGUCGCCGCGGGAGGUUCACCCUACCAGAGAGCGACGUAUCGGUACAGUCCCCUCCUGGCCUAUCUGCUGCUUCCCAACAUCUGGCUUCAUCCAGCGUGUGGUAAGGUGCUAUUCUCCGUCGCUGACCUUGCCGCGGCCCGUUUGAUGCACCUCCUGCUGAUCCGCGGAGGCACAUCACGGCAACGGUGUACCGCUGCACUGGUGUUCUGGUUGUUCAACCCCUAUACCGCCACCAUAUCAACCCGCGGUAGCUGCGACGUGAUUAGCGUGGUACUGCUGCUUUGCCUGCUGGUGGGCCUGCUGUACGGCAAGCCACUGACGUCAGGCGCGCUGUACGGACUUGCCGUACAUUUUAGGAUUUAUCCGGUUAUCUAUGGGCCGUCGAUUGUGCUGUUCCUGAUGCGGAGGGCUCUUAGGCACGAAGGGCUAGAUCGUACGGACAAUGCCGUACAAUCGGCGGCGGCGGCGGCAGCGGCGGCGGCCGCGCUGUUGCCCGUAGGGCUCUUCGGUGUCGCUGCCGCCACCACUUUCUCGCUGCUGGGCGUCGUGUUUUACAAGCUGUACGGCAACACGUUCCUGCAUGAGGCCUUCCUACAUCACUUGACGCGCAAAGACCCACGUCAUAACUUUUCGCCGUACUACUACCCCGUGUACCUCAGCUACGGCCAAGCAAAUACGACAACGUACGCCACCAGCAGCAGCGGCUGCGUUGACUCAUCACCGCUGUGCCUGAUGCUGGCGUCCCAAUUUCAGUUCUUUCCUUGUUUGUGUUUAUUUUUCUCUUCUCCGCAGACCUGGUGCUUCGUCACUCUGAAUAAAGUAGUCACUGCGCAGUACUUUGUCUGGUACCUCAGUCUGCUGCCGCUGGUGCUGCCGGCGCUGGCGGCGCAGCGUGCCGUACGGCGUACGGCGCUGGGGGUCGGCGGGGCCGCCUGGGUGGCGGCCCAGCUGCAUUGGCUGGCUUGGGCUUACCAGGUGGAGAUGCGAGGCCGCUCUGUGCAUCUACACCUCUGGGCUGCGUGUAUCGUCUUCAUGGCCGCCAAUACCGCUCUCCUGGUG